AUGUCGUUCCAUCAUGCACCCGUUACAGAAGGCAUUAUGAUAGUAUGUGGUGUCGCAUCUCUGGCGGCGGCGUUAUUCGACAUCAAGUACUACAUGCACCUGCAGCUCAUCCCCCAUCUCUGGCGUGACCACCAAUACUGGCGAUUGUUCAUAUACCCACUUGCCUUUGCCAACUCUUCCGACCUUCUCGUUGCAGAAUAUGUCCUGUUCUUCAUUGGGGCGAACAUUGAGCGCACAUUUGGGAGUGACAAGUUCGCUUCCUUCUGCUUUGUCACUACCGUCCUCUCCACGCUCCUCUCUUUCGCAUCCCUCGUACUCUUCCACAACAUUGGCCUGAACGUCAUUCCCUCAGGUCCAUACGCCCUCGUCUUCAGUAUCAUGUACCAGUACUACCGCAUCGUCCCCACAAUCUACCACUACCGCGUCUUCGGCGUCUCUCUCUCGAACAAAAGCGUGCACUAUAUCCUUCCUCUCCAACUCUUUGUCGGCCAAUCACCAGGGAGCGCCGUAGCGGGAACUAUAGGCCUUCUGAGCGGGCAACUGUAUCGGACGGACAUACUCGGGUUGAAGUCGUACAGACUGUCACCCCGGAUUGUCCGGCUCAGCACGCGCUUUAUCCUACCCUUGCUGGGGUCUUUGCGCCCACCCAGAAGAGGGACAUCAAUAGGCGACGAAGCGCCGACAAGGCGGACGAUGUCGACGGCUGCGUCGGUUGCUGCUGGACUGGGGAUUCCGACUGCCCUACGGCCACCGACGCAGCAGGCGAAUACCCCGGCAGCACCCGGCCAGCAGACACCGGACACGCAGCCUACCACGCUGAGGAGCAUCGUACAGGAGAUUAGGGGGCAGGGAACACCAUUAGGGCUCAGAGUGCCGUCAGAGGCGGAAAUCGCCCAGGUGGCGAGUAUGUUCCCCGAUGCGAGGCGAGAGGAUGUGAUAGGGGCUUUGCAGCGAAGGUUAGUGAUGUGCACUUGA
Dacryopinax primogenitus is the source of this 975-nucleotide messenger RNA. RefSeq lists its product as uncharacterized. The record is from RefSeq and is a predicted model, not a curated record. Bases 1 to 975 code for a protein of 324 amino acids. NCBI's taxonomy places the organism in Eukaryota, Fungi, Basidiomycota, Dacrymycetes, Dacrymycetales, Dacrymycetaceae. The transcript is spliced from 3 exons. Gene Ontology annotation, molecular function: serine-type endopeptidase activity. Gene Ontology annotation, cellular component: membrane.